AUGGCGAAGUUAAUCGCAAACUCAAUUAUAAAGUUCGCAGUCUUGGGCGUGCUGCAGUUCGCUGCAAUCGAGCCAACGAGUGAUGGAGCUUACGCAAGUUCCACUCAUUUGGAGCACGAUGGUGGUGCAAGCAGUAAGGACUAUUUCAGGAUGACCAACGACUUCGAACGCACCGGAGACACCGAUCGUUCCGAGGCUUUCACGCUCACCAGUGAUCGACGGAGCGUGGUUGAGUGUGGUGGCGUUUACAAACGGUUGCAGAGUGAGAUUCGAUCGCCCGGAUUUCCUGGGGAUUACCAGGGUCACCUGCACUGCGAGUACACCUUCAAGUCACCGUUCAUUUGCAGCAGUCAGUAUCACUUCCAGUUCGUCGAGUUCCAGCUCGAACCGUCCCGUAACUGCUCGAAGGAUCGCCUCGCGAUCGGUGACGAUGAGGUCCUGUGUGGGUCUGUGAUCGGUUCGAAGGUGUACGAUGCUCCAAGAGGUUUGUUGAGGAUGAAGUUUGUCACCGAUGGUUGGGGAACGGGUCGAGGAUUCAGGAUCCUCGUCACUAGGCAACCAUGCAGCGAAGCUGAUAACGAAGCAGCGGAGUCCUCGACGGCGUACACCGUCUACAGCACACUACAGGUUGAGGAUGAGACGGAAGCGAAUGUGCAAGACACCACGACUGAGAUGACGGUGCUCACUUCCGGUGAUGGGAAGGUGGUGAGCAGUCGGCAGGACAUUCCACCUGAGUUUAAUCCGGGUGGAAAUGAAUAUGUUCCACCCGGACCUUCACCGACAUAUCCUUCUCAGCCGACGUAUCCUUCCCAACCGACGUAUCCUUCCCAACCAUGUCCAGCACCGUGUGCGUAUUAUCCUUGGGGAUGUUCGCCGACUCCUAGUUAUCCUUACGUGCCGGUUCAUCCUCCCAGACCCACCUGCGACCCACGGUAUCAAUCAUGUCCACCCAGCUAUCCCAGUUAUCCGGUGUAUCCCCAACAACCUACUCCACAAAAUCCUGCCUGUUCGAAGAAUCCUUGCACUGUUCCACAACCACCCCAGCUGUAUCCUCCCUACUACCCACCCGGAUAUCCAACGACCUCAGGCACGGAAGGUACCACGUCCCUUGGAGGUCCUCCACCAGGCUACCAACCGGUGAAGGUCCAACCAAAACCCGAAUUUCCCGAACCAACGACGGAGCGCAAUGAACAGGAAAAUCAGGUCGCUUUUGUCCCCGGUUUGGGUCCCACCUGUUGCCGGAACGCGUUUUCCCAACGCCGGUUUUAUCUGGCCAGCGCUAACUUCCCUUCGCAGACCACCGUCCAGCAGGAUUGCGUCGUGAGGAUACAACGGCAUUCACCCGCCACCUGCCGGUUGGUGAUUGGAUUCAAGUUCUUCGUCCUGGGCAGCGAUCAGUACCCGGGAUGUCCGGGUGGUUUCAUCGAGCUCGAUGGACGCCGGAUUUGUGGCUGUCGGACGGGUCAAGUCUACCGGACGGCGGAAUUUGGACCAUACACCAGCAAAACGAUUCGCAUACACACGCAACCCGGACGUUUUCCAACCGUACACGGGUUCGUGCUGGAUGUCCUGCAAGAGGACUGUCCACAGCGUGUGCCACUGAAGCGCAGGAGUGAUGGGUAUGACGUGGUGAAGCGUUCGAUUGAGCAGACUCCUCGGAAUAGCUACGAGAUGUCACGCGUUGAAGGUCGUCAACUGACGCUGCCGGUACGAACCGUCCAGACGACUAACAGCAGUACCACGCAAGAGACCACACACCAUUACUACGUGUACGAUCUGAACGACGCCCAGCCAAUCGUGCGGCCUCAGGAAGUUCCACUUGUGGCUGCGGAAAGCCAACGCCAAAGCGUCGUUCAGUUUCCGACGGCCGAUUCCACAAACCGGUGUAUUUUUACUACGCUGGAUUUGUUUCGCUUAAAGCUGGACUGGUUGUGGCUCUUUAAGCCCGUGUGUAUAGCUUGAUGAGCUGCAGC
Molecule: messenger RNA, 1973 nt
Organism: Anopheles nili
Lineage: Eukaryota; Metazoa; Arthropoda; Insecta; Diptera; Culicidae
Exons: 1
Coding region: 1-1962 (653 amino acids)
Molecular function (GO): serine-type endopeptidase activity
Source: RefSeq, a predicted model, not a curated record